GCCAAACACAUUGCAAAAGGGGGCCAUCGCCUCUCCAAACUUUUUUUUUAAUAUAUUUUUUUUACCGAUAAUUCUUAUAUUUCAAAUUUAACCUUACAACUUUGUAGAUUUUUGAUAAUUUACUCCUAAAGAACUUCCUAUAAUUUUUUGCUUUUAUUAAUAUUUGAUUUUCUAUUCCACAUAUUUUCAAAAAAUUAAUAGUCAGCUCUCAGCUUCAUUAUUCCUUUGACCUCAUGAGUUGUAAAAUUGAAUAAGUGAAUAGAGUAGAUUAGUCCCAAACACAAAAUCUGGGCUCUGUUCCACUGGCAAUUGGAAAAGAGUGUGAAAAAGAAAAAUGGAGUUUCUGCAUACCCUGUUGACUUUCUGUUUCCUUGGGCAAGUAAAAAUGAAGACGACAAUGAAAAUGACAGAAUUAAAAUAAUUUCAUCCCCCGACUUUGUAAAUUUUUUGCAUCUGAAGAAGAGAACAAACCAUCAUCACAAUACCUUCAAGCGUUCUCCACCUAGAUAGCAGGUUCUACGCUGCCCUCUUAUCUACUGCAUUCUGUUUCUUCUUCCAUUUAUAGAAGCCUUGCGUCUGCUGCUGUUGCUAGUGUUUUUGUGGUCUGUUUUGAUGGAAAUUCCAAGAGAAUCAACCACUGAUGUCUCAAUUGGCAUGGAAGAUCCACACGCCAGUCUGUUGUUAACUUCUAUGAAAAGCAGGUUAGAGAACUUGUCUCCUGUAUCCUCAGAACGUUGUAUUUAUAGAGUUCCCAAGAGAAUCCGAGAUGUAAAUCACAAUGCCUACACGCCUCGCUUAGUUUCAAUUGGUCCCUUUCACCAUGGCAAGCCUGGCUUGAAAGCCAUGGAAGAGCACAAAUGGAGGCAUUUACAGAAUUUUCUGCGGCAAACUAGGGUAAAGUUGGAUGAUCUAGUAAAAUUCAUCAAAGACCGGGAGGAGCGAGCACGAAACUGUUAUGCUGAGACCAUUGCGCUUACCAGUGAUGAAUUUGUGCAAAUUCUUAUUGUCGAUGCCACCUUUACCAUUGAUAUUUUAUUGGGAAAAGUUAUUCCUCAGUUAACAUGCGCCAUAGAAUGCGUUUAUGAUAGAUCGAGCCUUAUGUUUGAUAUAUAUCGUGACAUGCUAUUGAUCGAGAAUCAGCUUCCAUACUUCAUUCUUGGGGAUAUCUUGGACUUUGCCAAGAGCAUAGCAGCUUCUGGUUCAAGUCAAUGGCCUUCCAUCCUUGAGCUAACCCGUGUUUACUUCAAUUCCUAUAUGCAACUAGGACGUGCAUCCCAUCCCAUGAGACGCUCUGAAGUAAAUCAUUUCGUUGAUUUUCUCAGGCUUUGUCACCAACCAAUCAAACCAAGGCAGACACCAAGAGAAAAUCGCAAGUUCGAAAUGACAAGAAGCUCAACUGAGCUGCGUGAAGCUGGAGUCAAAUUUAAGGUAGCAUCAACAACACACUUGCUGGACAUACAAUUUAAUGAUGGAGUUCUGGAAAUACCAUAUAUAAGAGUGAGUGAGAUAACAGAAGCUUUUUUCCGGAAUCUUAUUGCAUUCGAGCAGUGCCAUUGUCACACUUCCUACAUUAGUGAUUAUAUAGUCAUCAUGGACAGCCUUAUAAACACUCCCCAUGAUGUGGAAGUACUUGUCAAGUAUGGGAUUAUGAAAGUCAUGCUGGCUAACAACGUAGAAGCUUCAACGCUUUUCAACAACCUUGCCAAGGAAAUACUAUAUGAUUCUCAUGUGUUUUAUUAUUCUCUUCUCUGUGAAGACCUUAAUACCUUCUGCAAAGUCCGUUGGCACAGGUGGAAGGCGACGUUAAAGCACAAUUACUUCAACACUCCAUGGACAGCCAUUUCUGUCAUUGCAGGAGUUAUUCUUCUUGUGCUAACUUUCAUACAGGCUGUGUGUUCCAUUAUACAGGUGUCAGGAUCCAAGCUUGCAUAGCUGAAGAACAUGAAAGGCUGUAAGGGAAUCACAGUAGAGCAUAGCAAUUUGGCCCAAAUGACAAGAAAUUUGAAGAAAUUAGAAGGGUAUCAAGGAGCAACCAGUAGCUGGCCAGUAAAUGAAGGAAUAUUGUCAGCAGAUGGGCACAAGAAAGUUGUUAUUUUUUGUUUCUGGCCGUUCUGUUAGUUUGUCAUUUUGUAUUGAAUCAAGAUCCUCUCAUGUUCAACUUGAAAAUGAGAGAAUCUCAAUCCGUCUUUAGCUGUCAUUUUAGUUAUUUGUCUUUCAUUCUGUUUGUAACAGAAUUCCCAAAAGAAACCACUGUCAUAACCUAUUUAAGGCAGGAAACAUAUGGAUUAUCAUCAUACUUUUACAGAAAUCAAUACAAACUCCUAUCUAUUUCUUUUUUUCUUC
Messenger RNA from Ricinus communis (castor bean), 2343 nucleotides. RefSeq names its product UPF0481 protein At3g47200. The record is from RefSeq and is a predicted model, not a curated record. NCBI's taxonomy places the organism in Eukaryota, Viridiplantae, Streptophyta, Magnoliopsida, Malpighiales, Euphorbiaceae. The transcript has a single exon. Bases 613 to 1932 code for a protein of 439 amino acids.